UUUACGCACAGCGAAACAAUGGACGUCCGCGUGCGCCUGUGCUCACUCCUGACAUCACUGUGCAGCUUUUUGCUCUUUUUGAAUAACUUUAAUCAAGCGUCCACUUUCGAGUUGAUCCUGCUUCACACGAAUGACAACCACGCACGGAUCGAGGAGACCGGCGUCGACUCGGGGAAAUGCCCCCAAAGUGGCCCAUGUUUCGCCGGGGUGGCCAGGAGGUUCACCAAGAUAUCCGAGAUCCGUGAAAAGGAGCGGAACGUCUUGUUGCUGGAUGCUGGAGACCAGUUUCAGGGAACUAUCUGGUUCAAUUACUACAAAGGCGCCGAAGCUGCCCAUUUUAUGAACAAACUUGGUUAUGAUGUUAUGGCUUUUGGAAACCACGAGUUUGACAAUGGAGUGGACGGACUCAUCGAGCCCUUCCUUCAGAGGGUGAACUGCACCGUGCUGGGGGCCAACGUCAAGGCCGACCGGACCCUGGCCCCCCGGAUCAGCGGCUACUAUCAGCCAUACACAGGCAUUAAUGUGGGCUCUGAGAAAGUGGCUGUGGUUGGAUACACUACAUCGGAGACGCCACUCUUAUCUGUGCCGGGUCCACACCUCAAGUUUGAGGAUGAGGUGAAGGCCCUCCAGGUGCAGGUCGACAAACUGGAAACCCUGGGCUACAAUAAGAUAAUUGCCCUGGGACAUGCCGGCUUUGAUGUGGACCAAGACAUUGCCAAGCGAGUCAGAGGAGUCGACGUUGUCAUUGGAGGACACACCAACACGUUCCUCUACACAGGGACUCCCCCAUCCACUGAAGUGCCUGCAGGUCCGUACCCCUUCAUGGUGAGAUCCAAUGAUGGCAGGGACGUGCCAGUGGUCCAGGCCUAUGCUUUUGGGAAGUAUCUUGGAUACCUGAAGGUCACCUUUGAUGAGGCAGGGAACGUCUUAAAGGCUGAUGGAAACCCCAUCCUCAUGGACAGCAGCAUUCCUCAAGACCCAGAAGUUCUUGCUGACGUAGAGAAAUGGAAGAAAAACUUGGCUCAAUACUCCUCCAAGUACGUCGGACAGACUUUAGUCUACCUCAAUGGGACGUUUGAGGAAUGCCGAUUUCGGGAGUGCAACCUUGGAAAUCUGAUCUGUGAUGCUAUGAUCAGUCACAAUAUAAAGUACUCUGACGAGCGGCAGUGGAACCACGUGGGUUUGUGCAUGCUGAAUAGUGGAGCCAUCAGAACAUCUAUAGACGAGCGCUACAAAAACGGUAACAUAAGCAUGGAGGAGAUCCUCUCAGUUUUACCCUUUGGAGCAACUUUUGAUUUGAUCCAGCUGAAGGGGUCGACAUUGAGAAAGGCUUUCGAACACUCUGUUCGCAGAUAUGGAAGCAACUCUGGAGAAUUUCUUCAAGUCUCAGGUAUCCAUGUAGAGUACGACCUCUCCAGGCCAGUGGGCCAGCGUGUGGUGUCCAUCACCUUGCUCUGUACUCAGUGUCGUGUGCCCAAAUAUGAGCCAUUAGACCUGGGGAGGAUGUACACUGUGGUCAUGCCCUCCUACAUUAUCGCUGGAGGUGAUGGCUACACUAUGAUCAAGGAAGAGAAGCUGAAGCAUAACACAGGUGAUAUGGAUAUUUCUGUUUUGUCCAAAUAUAUCUCCGAGAGGGAACGUGUGUACCCUGCAGUGGAGGGUCGGAUCAAGUUUAGAAACUCGGCGGUGUCUGCGGGCCACGGCCUUGUCUUGUUACUGCUGGCCCUGUGUCUGUCCAUAAGCCUCUGAUUGAUACUGUUUGCUGUGGGGAACUGUGAUAAACCAAGCCUACAAAGAGCAAGCAUGGCUGCCAGACGACUGCUCCGGGACUCGUCUAACUGCCUUUUCAUCUCGCUGCCUUCAAGGGAGACUCGAACAUAACAUGAUGGGAAGUUAAGCCCGAGCUGAUAUCCGUACAAAACAUAUUUGAUUGCACAGAUAUUAUCGACUAAAAGAAACAUUGAGUCAUUUUUGUAAAUAAUUUCUUUUUCUUGAAUAGGUAUGUAUUGUUUAUUCUUGUAAUGUCGAUUGCCCCCUGUUGGCAUAUUAAAAUAAAUAUAAAAGUCCAUGCUAACUAAAAAAAGGAAUUGUUCACAUACAGGGGUAGGUAAUAUACUGAUUUAUAUCCAUUUUGGAUAUCAUAUCACGAUAUGGCAUAAGUGUUGUCUUUCCCUGGUUUUAAGGGCUGCAUUACAGUAAAGGGAUGCAAUUUCUGAAUAUAUUACAGUGUUAUAUUAGCUAGUAGACUGUUUUAGCUAUUAACAAAAGUCUCUUGUGUGGAAACAUCUUAUGAAAGCACCAAUAGUUAAACAGUAUUAUUACAAUGUCAAUACUGAGAUAUUCAGUCAAAAAUUAUAUUGAUUUUGUUUGUAUUGCUCCGCCCAAAUAGUUUUUCUCUUAGAUUUGUCAGAGCGAUAUUUUAGUACAUAAUAACUAGCUCAAAGAUGCAAAUCAGUGUCCAGCCUCCACGUGAGGUGCUGAUAGAGGGAGUGAGUUGAGGCUCUGAGCUCUCCUUCAUUUAUACAUCUGUGCCUAUUCUUUUAUCACUGUCAUAGUAAUUCCCCAGAUGAUCCCAUGUUUAAACUCCACUUUCACAUUUUGGUUACAACCACUUUGAAAACUGUCAUCCUGCUCAAACUGGGGUCAGGUGCCUCGUGAACAGCUUUCAUAUGGCCUCACUGCAGUGUGAUGAAGUCCAAGUGAGUGAAUUUAGCUCCACUCCUUGUGACACAAUUAUACUUUCUCAGAGGUGAAAAUGUGAAUGACACUGUGCUGCUGACAAUAUGUUUUUUUUUUUAAUACAUAGUAUUUUUUUUUUUUAUUUAACAACAUGAACAUGGUCAACCUACUUUUUAAAAUAAAUAAAUAUUUUCUUAUUCAACCACUUGAGCAUGGUCAAGCCACUUUUUUUUUUGAUACAAAACAAAAUCUGGGGUGUCAACAGCUCCAA
Molecule: messenger RNA, 2950 nt
Organism: Myripristis murdjan (pinecone soldierfish)
Lineage: Eukaryota; Metazoa; Chordata; Actinopteri; Holocentriformes; Holocentridae
Product: 5'-nucleotidase
Exons: 9
Coding region: 19-1749 (576 amino acids)
Biological process (GO): AMP catabolic process
Cellular component (GO): plasma membrane
Molecular function (GO): 5'-nucleotidase activity; nucleotide binding; metal ion binding
Source: RefSeq, a predicted model, not a curated record